Grosmannia clavigera kw1407 is the source of this 1731-nucleotide messenger RNA. RefSeq names its product upf0016 domain protein. The transcript has 2 exons. Bases 1 to 1731 code for a protein of 576 amino acids. Lineage: Eukaryota; Fungi; Ascomycota; Sordariomycetes; Ophiostomatales; Ophiostomataceae. Gene Ontology annotation, biological process: calcium ion transmembrane transport; manganese ion transmembrane transport; Golgi calcium ion homeostasis. The record is from RefSeq and is a predicted model, not a curated record. Gene Ontology annotation, cellular component: Golgi apparatus; fungal-type vacuole membrane. Gene Ontology annotation, molecular function: calcium ion transmembrane transporter activity; manganese ion transmembrane transporter activity.
AUGGCCUGCCCUCCACCCUCUUCUCGAAGCGCACACUCAUCCUCUUCUGGCCAUCUCCGUCGUCGUCGCCGACAAGCUCUCGCCCUCCUCGUCCUGCCGUUCUUGGUCCUCCCCACAGUCUCAGCUGCUGCCGUGCUUCCUGCCGAUGCGGCUUCAGCGGUCGCCGCUGCUGUUCCUGUGGCAGCGGCUCCUGUGGCAGCAGCUCCUAUAGCAGCAGCUCCUGUAGCCGCAGCUGCAGCUGCAGCCCCUGCGGUAGAUGCCAUCGACACCGUGGGCGGGACAGCCGGGACCAAAGCCAAACAACACGACAAGGUGAAGCCUGUUGACGGCAAGGACGGCCGGCCACACGAGGGUCCUUUUGUCGAUAUUGAAAGCUCGCGGAAGACGGGCGAAACAGCCGAUCAGGCCGCACAGAAGAGCACUGUCUACAUAGACGGCAAGAAGGUCCCGGAGAGCAACGAUGGCGUUAUGGACGACAAGAACCGGGUGGCGCCGAAGGAGGGCACCACGGGCACGAGCGGUGGCGUCAGCGAGAAGGACAAGCAGCGCAAGGCACAGGAGGGCCAGACUGGCGAACGUGUUGAAAAUACACCAGAUUCGCCGAAAGAGGCGCCGCCUAUGCCCCACCACGAAGAGAAGAAGAUCAAUGGCGGGAAGGAUGGAAAGGACGAGAAGGCCAAGGACAAAGACGUCGCUGGCGACGAUGCGUCUGGUCUCGAGAAACCGAUCGAUCUUCCUGACGCCCCGUACGACAAGGCCAUGCCCGUUCCUGGAUCUGCUAAGAAGGAUCACUUGGACGUGUCGAAGCCCAAAAUUGCGUCCGACCCAUCCAAGAAGCCGCCACGUCCCAGUGGAGGCGACGAUGAAUCGGCCACGCUCAUCCAGCCGCUGCAUUCGUUCCUCCUGUCGCUUACCAUGAUUUUGGUCUCUGAAGUUGGCGACAAGACGUUUUUGGUGGCUGCGCUGAUGGCGAUGAAGCACGACCGCACAGUCGUCUUUUCUGCGGCCUUUAGUGCUCUUUUCACCAUGACACUCCUGUCAGCCGUUUUGGGCCACGCCGUGCCGGUACUCAUCCCCAAGCGCCUGACGAACCUUCUAGCCGCAGUCCUGUUUCUCGUCUUUGGUGGUCGCAUGCUGCGUGAAGGCAUGGGGAUGGAUGCAAACGAGGGCGUGGCGGCCGAGAUGCAGGAGGUCGAGCAAGAGCUCGCCGAAAAGGAACAUCUGGCCCGGGAGAACGGCCGCCGCAACGGCCUCUCGUCCACGGUCAGCUCAGACGCGCUUGAGAUGGGCAUCGGCGGUGACAGCGCGGGCGGACGGCAUGCAAGGCAGCAGAACCGCUUUGGCAAGCCGAGCCGCAGCGCGUCCUCUUCUGCGUCUCCGCCUCGCAACCGCAGCGGCGGCGUCUUGUCGACGGCACUCAGCGUCGGCAAUGGCAUGAGCAACCUGGCCUCGCUUCUGCUAAGCCCUGCCUGGGUCCAGACGUUUGUGAUGACCUUUUUGGGCGAGUGGGGAGACCGCAGCCAGAUCGCCACUAUCGCCAUGGCUGCCGGCCAGGACUACUGGUGGGUGACGCUGGGCGCAGUGACGGGCCACGCCUGCUGCACUGGUGUGGCUGUCAUUGGUGGCCGUGCCAUUGCCGGCCGUGUCAGCCUCAAGGUUGUCACGAUGGGCGGUGCCGUCUCGUUCCUGAUCUUUGGCGUCAUCUAUCUUGUAGAGUCCUUUUACACAUGA